Jaculus jaculus (lesser Egyptian jerboa) is the source of this 2610-nucleotide messenger RNA. It is a transcript of the gene Sox30, whose product is annotated as SRY-box transcription factor 30. Gene Ontology annotation, cellular component: nucleus. The transcript has 6 exons. The record is from RefSeq and is a predicted model, not a curated record. The coding region runs from base 1 to 2226 and encodes 741 amino acids. Gene Ontology annotation, molecular function: sequence-specific double-stranded DNA binding; DNA-binding transcription factor activity, RNA polymerase II-specific. Gene Ontology annotation, biological process: regulation of transcription by RNA polymerase II. Lineage: Eukaryota; Metazoa; Chordata; Mammalia; Rodentia; Dipodidae.
AUGGACAGGGCCAGGCCGGAGCCGCCGCCGCCCUCGACGACCGCGCCGCGCCCGCUGCGCCCCGCUCCGCCCGCGCUGCUGGUGGACGGCACGUCCUUCCUCCGGCCCGUGGUCGUCGAGCCGCCGCCUCCUCCUCCUCCUCCUCCGUCGUCGUCGUCGUCGUCGGCCCAGGGCGCCGCCAUCGCCACGGUGGCCUCGACGUCGUCGCCACGGCGCCUGCUGCGGGUGAAGUCGGAGCAGGUGCUGCUGCUGCCCCCGGCGGCCGACGACGGCGCCGCCGCCGUGGUCGCCUCGUCCGCGCAGGCGCGCUUGCUGCAGCUGAGGCCCGAGCUGCUGCUGCUGUCGCCGUCGGCCGCCGAGGGCCACCGGCCCACGCCGCCGCGGGCGCUGCAGAUCAAGGCCGAGAAAGCCGAGCCCGAGCCGCCCCUGACACCGCGGAGGGUCGUCGAGGCCAGCCAGAGAGCGUGCAGGGCCGUCAAGACGGCGGACGAUGGCACGGGGAAGAAGGGCAAGCCGGAGGGCGCCGAGGAGCUCACGAGGGACGUGGCGGUGGGCGCCGAAGGACCCACGCCGGCCUUCGGGGAAGCGGUCAUCAAAACCGAGGAGCCCGACGGAGCCCGUGAGGACUGCGGCCUGGGCGCGGACGCCGCCGCCGAUGGCAUGGCCCACGGUGGCAAAGAGGUCCUCGUGGGUCAGCCGUCCAGCGCUUUCGGCGCGCACCAGCAAGACCUCAGGAUCCCCUUGACUCUGCACAGCGUCCCCUCGGGGGCCAGGAUCCAGUUUCAGGGACCUCCGCCUUCCGAGCUGUUGCGCUUAUCCAAGGUCCCCCUGACACCUGUGCCUAUUAAAAUGCAGUCGUUACUGGAGCCUUCUGUAAAAAUUGAGACCAAAGAUGUCCCUCUCACCGUGCUUCCCUCAGACGCAGGAAUACCAGACACUCCCUUCAGUAAAGACAGGAAUGGCCACGUGAAGCGGCCCAUGAAUGCGUUCAUGGUUUGGGCAAGGAUCCACCGGCCAGCACUAGCCAAAGCUAACCCAGCCGCCAACAAUGCGGAAAUCAGUGUCCAGCUCGGGUUAGAGUGGAACAAGCUUAGCGAAGAACAAAAGAAACCUUAUUAUGACGAAGCGCAAAAGAUUAAAGAAAAGCACAGAGAGGAAUUUCCUGGUUGGGUUUAUCAGCCUCGUCCAGGGAAGCGAAAACGCUUCCCUCUAAGUGUUUCCAAUGUCUUCUCUGGUAGCACUCAGAAUAUCAUUCCUACAAACCCGGCGACGAUUUAUCCUUACCGCUCACCUUCCUACUCUAUGGUAAUCCCCAGCCUACAGAAUACCAUCACUCAUCCAGUUGGUGAAGGCCGGCCUGCCGUCCAGCUGCCCGCCCCCGCCGUCCAGCGCCCCAGCCCCCUCCCGCUCUUCCAGCCCAGCGUGUCGGGCGCGGGCCAGGUGGCCCUGCAGGCUCCGAACCUCGCGCCGCGGCCCGCGCUCCCCGCCCCGCGCUUCGCCGGCCCUUCCCAGACCGACUCGCACGGGCUCUCGAUGGGCGCCAGUCGCUCAGUAAAGAGGCCCACCCCGGUGCCGGUGUCGCUGGAGAGCGCCAGCAGGAUUCCGACCACUGCAAGUACUGCCCAUGCCAGAUUUGUGAGCUCCCCCAUCCAGCCCCCCAAAGAGUAUCCCAGCGUCGCCGCCGGUCCCCGCAGCACUCCCAUCCCCUCAGCCCCUCCCAUCCCGCACGCUCACGUCUACCAGCCUCCGCCCCUCGGCCACCCAGCCACGCUGUUUGGAACACCGCCUCGAUUCUCAUUUCACCAUCCUUACUUCCUGCCUGGGCCUCACUACUUCCCAUCAAGCACGUGUCCUUAUAGUCGGCCUCCUUUUGGCUAUGGAAAUUUCCCAAGCUCAAUGCCAGAAUGUCUUGGAUAUUAUGAAGACAGGUACCAAAAGCACGAGGCCAUCUUUUCAGCGUUAAAUAGAGACUAUUCUUUCAGAGACUACCCUGACGAGCACGCGCACGGCGAGGACGCCCGGGCCUGUGAGGGCGCGGACCGAGCUCCGUACUACAACAGUCACGGCCACGGCGGGGAGGAGUACUUGAACCCCGUGCCUCCGCUGGACAUGGGGGCCUUGGAGAAUGUCUUCGAAGCCCCAACGUCAACUCCCUCUAGUGUCCAGCAAGUCAACGUCACUGACAGCGAUGAAGAGGAAGAAGAAAAAGUGCUCAGGAAUUUAUAAUUUAUAACAAAUAUGCACAGAAAAUAAACAUUUCUUAAAAUAUAUUCUGGGUCAGUUGGUGUGAGAAAAGAGCCUAGAAUGCUUUGCUGAGCGUUUUCAGCCAUGAUUGGAGGAGGCCGAACCCAAGGCUCUCUCUGCCCUCGCACAGCUUUGAGAGUGAAAGUAGACUCCUGCUGUUUUAGCGUAGGGUUGCUUAAAACCAAAAGUAGUUAUUUUAUGGCUGAAGUUGGCAUCAGCACGGGAUGUCAUUUCUUUAUCCUGGAACAUGCAGUGUGUGUGAGGACACGGGAAGCCUGCCUGGCAGGACGAGUGUGGCUUGCACUUGACCUCAGCGCACACUUUUCUUAAUUUUUGUUUGGUGUUUAAUAUUUAUGGAUAUUGUCA